Molecule: messenger RNA, 782 nt
Organism: Arachis ipaensis
Lineage: Eukaryota; Viridiplantae; Streptophyta; Magnoliopsida; Fabales; Fabaceae
Product: eukaryotic translation initiation factor 1A
Biological process (GO): translational initiation
Molecular function (GO): translation initiation factor activity; RNA binding
Source: RefSeq, a predicted model, not a curated record
AGAGAAUCCCCUCAAUUUUCUAGAGAGAGAAAGCUCGAGAACCUCGAGCAUCCACAACAAGCAUGCCGAAGAACAAGGGAAAGGGAGGAAAGAACCGCAAGAGAGGAAAGAACGAAGCCGAUGACGAGAAGCGCGAGCUCGUUUUCAAAGAAGACGGUCAGGAAUACGCUCAGGUUCUCCGCAUGCUCGGUAACGGUCGCUGCGAAGCCAUGUGCAUCGACGGAACCAAGCGUCUUUGCCAUAUCCGCGGUAAGAUGCACAAGAAGGUUUGGAUCGCCGCCGGUGACAUCAUCCUCGUUGGUCUCAGGGAUUAUCAGGACGAUAAGGCUGACGUCAUCUUGAAGUACAUGCCCGACGAGGCUCGGUUGCUGAAGGCGUACGGUGAGCUUCCCGAUGGUGUUAGGCUUAACGAAGGAAUCGGUGGUGGCCUUGAUGAGGAGGACGAUGGUACUGGUAAUGAUUACAUCGAGUUUGAGGAUGAGGAUAUUGAUAAGAUUUGAGGGGAUGGAAACAAAGGUUUGGUUUUUAGGGUUUCGGGAAAUUGAAAUUGAAAUUGGGGAUACCCUAAUAGCUCAAAUUGGGAACGAGAAGAAGACGACAAUAGAAUUACUAUUGUGUUACUUUUAUUAAUAUUACUAUUAUUAUUAUUACUGCUGCUUCUGUUACUUUUUUAAUUUUCAUGUAAUGCUUGGAGCUUUUUAUUAGUUGUGUACUGUGAGAUAUGGAUAUGGAUUUGGUGGAAUUUGAAUGAAAUAAUAGCUGAGUUAUGUUGUUAUCUUUUU